This is a messenger RNA of Penicillium mononematosum, 705 nucleotides long. RefSeq lists its product as uncharacterized. NCBI's taxonomy places the organism in Eukaryota, Fungi, Ascomycota, Eurotiomycetes, Eurotiales, Aspergillaceae. The coding region runs from base 1 to 705 and encodes 234 amino acids. The transcript is spliced from 3 exons. The record is from RefSeq and is a predicted model, not a curated record.
AUGCCUGGCCGCCUCGAAGGAAAGAUUGCCCUCGUCUCGGGCUCAACUCAAGGUUUCGGACGUGGAAUUCUUGAGACCUUCAUUCGUGAGGGUGCAUUCGUACUCGGCAUGGAUCUUCAGGCCAACGAUGGUCCAGUUCAGGGCUACCCCGAGCAGCUCGCCUACCAGAUUAAAGCCAAUGUUGCUGAAGAACAAAGCUGGCACAAAGCGCUCGAAACCUCAAUCGCAAAGUUCGGCAAAGCUCCCUCAAUUGUCGUUCACAAUGCCGGCUGGUCUUACCCCAACAAGUCUGGACUCGAAGUGACCGUGGAAGAGUUCGACCGCCUAUUCAACGUUAAUGUCAGAAGCAUCUACCUCGCUUCGAAGGUCCUUAUUCCCGAAAUGAAGAAGAACGGCCCUGGCUCUACGGUUGUGAUUUCCAGCGAGAACGCGAUCCGACCCGGUGCUACCCAGACUUGGUAUAACGCUACCAAGGCGGGUGUUUCUUCGGCCACAAAGUCGAUGGCUUUGGAGUUUGCCAGAGACCAGCUGCGCUUUAACACUAUCUUUCCUGCGGAGAUUAUUAAGGCAAAGUGCGAGUCCAUUCCAAUUGGUCGUCUCGUUGAGCCCUCUGAUGUCGCCAAUGUUGCUCUGUUCUUGGCCGAGCCUGCAAGCUCGAUCAUCAGCGGUGUCGAGAUUCUGGUUGAUGGUGCACGCUGUGUAUAA